CAGGACCCAAAUGGCACCCAUAUCACGUGAGACUCUGGUGAAGCAGAUGAAGGCAGUGAAAAGACUUCCAAAACUGAAAGGAAAAGCCAGUGAGAAGGUGGCAGGAGAGAUCAGCUUGCGCAAGAAGAAGCUGUUAGAAAUGGACAGCAUAUUCGUGGAGAAGUACGAAGAAUUGCUUUUCGUGGCGGAGCUGGUUCGUGGAACAAAUUGGGAAGGACAGAUUGCAGUAGCUGCGAAUAUAGAUACCAAGUCGAAGAAGGAAUUGGUCGCCAAAGCUAAAGGUCUUCACUUGAACGCUGAUUUGGCCCCUCCCCAUUACAAGGAGUAACUCAAUAGAAGUCCUUGUCUCCAGUAGUUUCCAGGACAGACUGAUUAAAAAUUACAAACAUGAACAAGAUUUCAUUUUCAUCUGUAACAAAUUGCCAUGUAUAUUACAUUUAUCUAGAGGAUAAUCCACUUGCUGUAGCAGGGAUCUGCCCCCUCUUUUCUUCUUGCUCUUCUGGCUAAUUUUUGAGGGAGGGAAACCUAUCAUAUGUGUACUUGGCACCUGAUCCUAAAAUCCAUAGAAAAUGAGGAAAAAAUUAACACCAUCUCAAGUUUAGUAUCUGUAAUAUCUUCUUCUCUGGACCUAAUUUUCAAUCUUAAAUAAACAGCAAAUCAAAUUCA
This is a messenger RNA of Prunus mume (Japanese apricot), 666 nucleotides long. NCBI's taxonomy places the organism in Eukaryota, Viridiplantae, Streptophyta, Magnoliopsida, Rosales, Rosaceae. The record is from RefSeq and is a predicted model, not a curated record.